Lynx canadensis (Canada lynx) is the source of this 2793-nucleotide messenger RNA. It is a transcript of the gene BSND, whose product is annotated as barttin CLCNK type accessory subunit beta. Gene Ontology annotation, biological process: chloride transport. Gene Ontology annotation, cellular component: basolateral plasma membrane. The coding region runs from base 53 to 1009 and encodes 318 amino acids. The record is from RefSeq and is a predicted model, not a curated record. NCBI's taxonomy places the organism in Eukaryota, Metazoa, Chordata, Mammalia, Carnivora, Felidae. The transcript has 4 exons. Gene Ontology annotation, molecular function: chloride channel regulator activity.
UGCGUGGGUGUGUGCGGGCAUCUGCCCUGGUUCCCCGGCCCCCCAGGCAGCCAUGGCUGAUGAGAAGACCUUCCGCAUCGGCUUCAUUGUGCUGGGGCUCUUCCUGCUGGCCCUCGGCACGUUCCUCAUGAGCCACGACCGGCCCCAGGUCUACGGCACCUUCUACGCCAUGGGCUGCGUCAUGGUGAUCGGGGGCGUCACCUGGAGCAUGUGCCAGUGCUACCCCAAGAUCACCUUCAUACCCGCUGACUCUGACUUCCAAGGCAACCUGUCCCCAAAGGCGCUGGGCCUGCUGGAGAAUGGGCUCGCCUCCGAGAUGAAGAGCUCCCAGCCCCCAUACGUCAGGCUGUGGGAGGAAGCCGCCUAUGACCAGAGCCUGCCUGACUUCAGCCACAUCCAGAUGAAGGUCAUGGGCUACCAUGAGGACCCCCGUCCCCUGCUGGCCCCUGAGCCGGGACAGCCGCAGCUGGGAGCCAGUGGUGGAAGAGAAGGUGGCCCUUGUGAGGCUCGGGCCUGGAUGGAGGCUGCGGUGGUCAUCCACAGGGGCUCAGAUGAGGACGGGGAAGAGAGAAGCCCGACUGAGAGCAGGCUUGGCCUCCCGGCCUGUCCCCAGGGCCCUGCGCCCCUGGCUUCCUUCCAAGAUGACCUGGAUGUGGGCUCCAAUGAGGAAGGCAGCCUCAACCCAUCUCCGCCUGAGGAGGAGGAGCCUCAUCCCCCGCCCGGGGAGCCCUGGGCCUGCAAGUGCCCGCUGGACCGCUUCCAUGACUUUGCCCUGAUCGACGCCCCCACGUCAGAGGACGCGCCUCCAGAGCGGCAGUGGUGGGAUACCGCCCUGUCCAGCUAUGGGCAGCAGUCCCAAAGGACAAAGGAGGAGGAAGAGGAGCCUUCAGACAUAGGCACAGAGGAGCCAGAGCAGGAAGGGGAAGACUUGUACUAUGGGCUGCCGGACAGCCCUGGGGACCCCCUUCCGGACAAGGAGCUGGGCUUUGAGCCCGACGCCCAGGGCUGAGAUGGGACCACUCCCCGGGUUCUAGCCCUGCACCACCGCUAACCCCCAUGCCACCUCACAGGGCCUCGAUGCCCCUGUCUGCCAAAUGGGGCUGUGUGGAGGUUUGCACAAGACAGUGGACCCGAGAGCCCUCUGGGGGCUCCAAGAAGUGCAUGGGGAGGGGAUGUUUGCUGUCCGUGGACCAUUGCUCUCCAGCUGUUAGUUUCCUGUGGUGAAGCUUUGAAGGUACGCUGUGAUUCACUGAGAAGAUUCGCUGCCGCUGGGGCCCUCAAGAGCCUUUUCUGUCUCCCCCCAAAGCUGGCCUCUGAGCAGGACCCAACUUGGUGCUACCCUGAUCCUCUGUGAAGGCCUCUCAGGGUUCCCGAUCCCGCUCCCCGCCCCCCACCCCCCCAUCCUGCCCCACGCCCCAUUCGGAGCGAACCACGUCGUCUGCCCACGUCCCUCCUGUGGCCCCCUCGGCCCCAGAUCCAAAACCUUCCAUGAGUCGCCUCUGCUGACCUCCCCCUGGCCAGCCCCGCUCCACACCUCCUCUCUCUAAUUCCACGCCCCCCUCCCACUACUGCGUCCCAAGCUGUCCCCUCCACCAGCGUGCCCUUUGCUUCCUUGCAUGUCUUGGCAACUUCAUGCUCAGCCUUCAGACCCCGGCACAGAUGUCCCUCCUCUGAAAGCUUCACCUGGUGUUACCGCCUCCCGGACCGAGUUACUUCUGGCUCCUCUGUGCCACCCUCGGGCCUCGAACACUUACCGCCGGAGCAGGGUUGGCUGCUCGAGGCUAGCACGUUAACUCUCCUCACCUCAGUAUCUCCUGCGCUCCGGCCAGUGGUCACUGAAGGCUUACAAGCCUGAGCAGGGCCUUUUGCAGGUGGUUGUCCCCAUCGCCAUCCCCGAGCUCUCAGCCCCCCACCCCUUCAUUCUCUGGCAUUCAGACCUCCAAAUGGCAUGCACAGGAGUCACAAAGGUGGGCAGAAAGCCCCCACAGAAACCCCCUUCCCUGCAGACUACAUCUGCGUUGGCUUAGGACUGUGGGUGAGACGAAGCCUCCUGGCUCGAUUCAGCUUGAUUCCGGUGGUGUUUACGGAGCACCUACGGUGUUCCAGACGCUACGCCGGACUCUUUAGGGGGAGAGAGACACGAACCUAGAAGGUUCUUGCCCGCCAAGAGCUUACGAUCUACUGAGCUUGGCAUCUUGUAAGUUAGGAACAGAGUGCAGAGUGCAAGCCAAGGCGGGAGCCGAGGGGUUGACAGUGGGCACACCGGGGGCAGUAGAGUGACAGCCGCACAACCGUCUGGGGCCAUCGAAGGCAGCGACGACCAGCUCAGGUUACCUGAGCAACCCCCGAAGGUAUCACGGUCCCGCAGCCUCCCGGUGUAAUGCUUGUAUGAGUCUGAUCUCUGCCAACGCCUGUGUGCCCCAGCAUGGACAGUGGCAGCGUCCGAGAGAAGGCCAGUGACAAUGCUUCCCACUCAGAACUUGCACCCGGGGCCUCCGGGUUAGAGUUGGGGGUCUCGGCUGAGGGAGGGGGACGUGCCCUGUGCUGAGUCAGAAGUACACGCCCCUGGAGACGCACCUCCCCCUUCAUUCUGGGUCAUUACCACCCCCACCCAGUAGGAAAGCCUCUAUGGUGAAGGGCGCCGCGGGGCACAUCCCCUCUGCCGUCGCAUGCUCCCGCCAGCGGCCCUGAGACAGUGGACAGUAAGGUGCAGCGUCAGGGGAGCAGGUGACCUGCAUCAGAAGGGACGUCUGGGCAAACAGCUAAAAUAAAGUGUUCGAUGUUUAAAGGGGU